Rhinopithecus roxellana (golden snub-nosed monkey) is the source of this 1732-nucleotide messenger RNA. Its product is annotated as tripartite motif-containing protein 49D-like. The transcript is spliced from 7 exons. NCBI's taxonomy places the organism in Eukaryota, Metazoa, Chordata, Mammalia, Primates, Cercopithecidae. The record is from RefSeq and is a predicted model, not a curated record. Gene Ontology annotation, molecular function: protein binding; zinc ion binding. Bases 196 to 1554 code for a protein of 452 amino acids.
GAUUCUUAUAAAAGGGCAUAGAAGAGACAAGCUCAGUUUUCUCCAAAGGAGAAGGACCGCACUUAGAGGGAGCUGUAUUUUGGUGACCUCUGAAAUUCAGUACUGCAGUGAAUGAGCUCCUGACCUUGAGGAGUACUUAACAGAAUUAUUUCUAGAAGAAUCAUUGUGGGAACCAUUAAAAGAAUCCAGCAAAACAUGAAUUCUGGAAUCUUGCAAGCCUUCCAGAGGGAACUCACCUGCCCCAUCUGCAUGAACUACUUCAUAGACCCGGUCACCAUAGACUGUGGGCACAGCUUUUGCAGGCCCUGUUUCUACCUCAACUGGCAAGACUUCCCAAUUCUUGCUCAGUGCUUUGAAUGCAUAAAGACAACACAGCACAGAAACCUCAAAACUAACAUUCGUUUGAAGAAGAUGGCUUCGCUUGCCAGAAAAGCCAGUCUCUGGCUGUUCCUGAGCUCUGAGGAGCAAAUGUGUGGCACUCACAGGGAGACAAAGAAGAUGUUCUGUGACGUGGACAAGAGCCUGCUCUGUUUGCUGUGCUCCGGCUCUCAGGAGCACCAGGAUCACAGACACUGUCCCAUUGAGUGGGCUGCUGAGGAACACCGGGAGAACCUUUUAAAGAAAAUGCAGUCUUUAUGGGAAAAAGCUUGUGAAAAUCACAGAAAUCUGAACAUGGAAACCACCAGAACCAGAUACUGGAAGGAUUAUGUGAAUGUAAGGCUAGAAGCAAUUAGAGCUGAGUAUCAGAAGAUGCCUACAUUUCACCAUGAAGAAGAAAAGCAUAAUUUGGAGAUGCUGAAAAAGAAGGGGAAAGAUAUUUUUCAUCAACUUCAUUUAAGUAAAGCCAAAAUGGCUCAUAGGAGGGAGAUUUUAAGAGGAAUGUAUGAGGAGCUGAAGAAAAUGUGCCAUAAACCAGAUGUGGAACUACUUCAGGGUUUUGGAGACAUAUUACACAGGAGUGAGUCUGUGCUGCUGCACAUGCCCCAGCCUCUGAAUCUAGAGCUCAGUGCAGGGCCCAUCACUGGACUAAGGGACAGGCUCAACCAGUUCCGAGUGGAUAUUAUUCUGCAUCAUGAUGAAGCCAACAGUCAUAUCUUUCAAUAUGGAGAUUUGAGAACCAUUUGUAUUGGAUGUGACCAUCAAAAUGCGCCCCAUACCACUGCAACACCUACAAGUUUUCUUGCAUGGGGUGCUCAGACUUUCACCUCUGGCAAAUACUACUGGGAGGUCUAUGUGGGAGACUCUUGGAAUUGGGCUUUUGGUGUCUGUAAUAAGUAUUGGAAAGAGAAUAAUCAGAAUGACAAUAUAUAUGGAGAGGAGGGACUCUUUAGUCUUGCAUGUGUUAAGAAUGACAUUCAGUUCAGUCUCUUUACCACCUCCCCACUUGCACUGCAAUAUGUCCCAAGACCUACCAGUCACGUAGGAUUAUUCCUGGAUUGUGAAGCUGGAACUGUGAGCUUUGUUGAUGUUAAUCAAAGCUCCCUUAUAUACACCAUCCCUAAUUGCUCCUUCUCACCUCCUCUCAGGCCUAUCUUUUGCUGUAUUCACCUCUGACCAGUGACAAAUCAGAAAUGUGUUCAUUUGCUGUGGGAACCGCUCUAUCCCAGGAAGCCCUCUUCAUUGUGCCUUAUCAAACAGGACAAAUAGGUUCUGUUUUAUGUCUUCAAUUACCUUCUAAUGUUAUUAAAACUCAUUUAUUGUGUUACUAUUAAAUAUGGUAAAAACACUAAAA